AUGGAUGACGUGUAUAAAGCAGCGGUAGAGAACCUGACAGAGGAGCAGAAAAAUGAAUUCAAGGCUGCCUUUGACGUCUUCAUUCAGGAUGCAGAAGAUGGCUGCAUCAGCACAAAAGAGUUGGGGAAGGUGAUGAGAAUGCUCGGACAGAAUCCAACUCCUGAGGAGUUACAGGAGAUGAUUGAUGAGGUGGAUGAGGAUGGGAGCGGCACAGUAGACUUUGAUGAAUUCUUGGUUAUGAUGGUCCGAUGCAUGAAGGAGGAGAGCAAAGGAAAAUCAGAAGAAGAGUUAGCUGAACUUUUCCGCAUGUUUGACAAGAACGGGGAUGGCUACAUCGACUUAGAAGAACUGAAGAGCAUGCUGGAGUCCACCGGAGAACCCAUCACGGAAGAUGACAUUGAGGAGCUGAUGAAAGACGGAGACAAAAACAAUGACGGGAAGAUUGAUUAUGAUGAGUUCCUGGAGUUCAUGAAAGGUGUUGAGUAAAGAGCUCUGGUGGCAUUUCCCUUCACAACACUUCACUUCAAAUGCCAUCAAAGUCCAUUCCCGAAGACAUGUUUACACUUUUUCUUUACAAACAUUGUCUUCUGACAGCAGUAUGAAAUCAAAGUGCAUAUGAAAAGACUUUUCAAUAAAAUCAUUGCUAUAAUCGUU
Molecule: messenger RNA, 654 nt
Organism: Poecilia latipinna (sailfin molly)
Lineage: Eukaryota; Metazoa; Chordata; Actinopteri; Cyprinodontiformes; Poeciliidae
Product: troponin C, slow skeletal and cardiac muscles-like
Exons: 6
Coding region: 1-486 (161 amino acids)
Cellular component (GO): myosin II complex
Molecular function (GO): calcium ion binding
Source: RefSeq, a predicted model, not a curated record